UUAUUCUCUACAGGUAUUUUUCAAACAGGGAUUUCAUUUUGAAAAAUAACUCCAUCAAUAUUAAAAAGCAGAAAAUGAUCAAGCACUGGAAAGAGCAUGCUAAUGAAACAGGUGGCAUUGUAUCCCUAACCAUGAAGAAAUGUUGGCCAAUCAGAAGCCCACAAACAUCAACUUAGUCUGACAUCAAAAAAAGGUGAUAAAGACGCACGCCAUUCACAUUGUGACACAAAAUCUGUUUUCUUCAGUCACUCUCCACCAUUGCACUAUAAUUAUGCUAUAUAUGUUGUCAUGCCUGUUCUCUAAUACUGUCAAUAUAGCUGUUUCAAUUCUGCUUCUGCGUCUGACAUGUAAAUGCAGAAACAGAAUUUUCAAGAUUCUUCAGCCUGGCACAAGUUUUUCAAAGCUCCAUUUUCACUGAUCCAAAAAUGCUGUUUACGUGCGUAUGAAAGCAAAACACACCAAAAUACCCACGAACGUGUGGACUUCGCCAUGAACAGAUGAGUCUCUGGGCACACCUGAUAGCUCCUUAUCUCCUUUUAGGGGCCUCGAGUGGACAUUGGUGGAAUAGCAACUUUUGCUGGCUUCACAUUUCUGCUGCAGAGGUUGCCGCUUGCCCACACCCCACAGUUUUUAGCCUUCAUCCAGUUCAGGGUCGCAGAAAGCCCGUGGACAAGUCACGAGGCUGUUUAUUGUCCAUAAAAGACAAACUUUGGCUUUAUGUUUUACUCCACCUGCAUCUGCAGUGUGUCUUGUCCCAGCAGCGGGGUCGCCCAUAGUUUGAGAACCACUGCUAGAGUAUACAACGAUUGCGUGCAAACUGAUGUUCGUUUAUAUUUUUGUGUCAUUUAUAUUUCAUACAUUUAUUCUCUUUGGAUGUUUAACGGCGUGAUGAUGUUGUAUUUACUGUAUUAUACAAACACAGUGUUAAAGAGAAAUUCGCUAAUUGUACAUUAAGGAAUAUUUAAACACGCGUUAAAAAAAACAUCCCACUCUCACGACAGAUUCUCGCCAUGUGGAGUUCUUCUUUUAAGCGCCACAGUUUUCUUUAAACAAAGUCAAAAACACCGAGUUUGGAUGUGUUGCUGCUUCCUGUGGGCCGGUGCAAACCCAAUAUUACCGCGUGGCACUUAGAGACAAAAAACACCCAGGUUGGCUCGAGGAGGGGCCUCCCUCCGGGUCAGAUUUCCAGAGGAGUGCGACCCCCUGAACCGUUCACGCACGUCCUGUUUGUGCUCAGCCUGCGCACAUGCGCUGAUCUGCACACCCCGCAGCUGCGCACAUCCAGCGGCUGAAGCCCAUCCGCAUUGCUCAGAGAUCCGAGCCGUCCCCCCUUUCCCCUCCCCCUCACCUCAGCAUCCUUUCCCAGCAGCAGGAGAAAAAAAGAGGAGACGCUCAACAAGCAAAAGUUUUCCUCUGACUCUGGAAAAGAGGAGUCAACAUGGAGGAAAAGGAGCUGCUAGUGUGACCCCACGGAGAGACUCCCGACCCCCGUGGAAGAAUGAUAACUUAGCCAGCAUUUUGGGAGGCGGCUUUUUUCCUGUGUGUGUGUGUGUGUGUGUGUGUGAGUGUGUGAGUGUGUGAAGUAAACUGUGGGAAAGUUUGAAGCUGGGGGGGAGCUGGCUAUGGCGCGGCACAGCGAGGAGGACGCCGGGAUGGCCAAAGCUCCGCCAGCCGCACGGCAAAGAAAGAAGAAACCCAAAGAGAACAAAACCAGGACUGUCCACGCAAACAUCCUGCACGACUGCGCCAAAGGGGAGGAAAACCCCAACCGACACUAUGCAAACAACAAGAUUAAGACGACCAAAUACACAGUGCUGUCAUUCCUGCCAAAGAACCUCUUCGAACAGUUCCACAGGUUCGCCAAUGUUUACUUCGUCUUCAUCGCUCUGCUCAACUUUGUUCCGGUUGUCAACGCGUUCCAGCCCGAGCUCGCUCUGGCUCCCGUGGUCUUCAUCCUGUCCGUGACCGCCAUCAAGGACCUGUGGGAAGACUACAGGAGACACAGGUCUGAUAAAGAGAUCAACCACAUGGACUGUCUGGUCUACAGCAGAGCAGAGAGACGCUAUGUGGAGAAGUACUGGAAGGAGGUGCGGGUGGGAGACUUCAUCAGGCUGCGAUGCAACGAGCUCCUCCCCGCCGACGUGCUGCUGCUGAGCUCCAGCGACCCCGACCGCCUGUGCCACAUCGAGACCGCCACGCUGGAUGGAGAGACCAACCUGAAGCAGAGGCAGGUGGUCCGCAGCUUCUACGACCUGGACUGCGAGUUUGACCCCUUAAAGUACAACAGUAUCAUCGAAUGUGAAAAGCCCAACAACGACCUGAACAGAUUCAGAGGCUACAUAAUCCAUCGAAGCGGCAGGAGAGACGCACUUUACAAAGAGAACCUGCUGCUGCGAGGCUGCACCAUCCGCAACACAGAGGAGGCCGUGGGAAUUGUCAUCUAUGCAGGUCACGAGACCAAAGCCAUGCUGAACAACAACGGUCCACGUUACAAGCGCAGUAAACUGGAGAGGCAGAUGAAUGUAGACGUGUUCUGGUGUGUCAUCAUCCUGCUGGUCAUGUGCCUGUUUGCUGCUGUUGGUCACGGGCUGUGGAUGUUUCAGUAUGGCGAUAACAGACCCGUGUUUGACGUUCUCAGCCCAGAGGGGACCAACUUAUCGCCCAUCAUGUCAGCCAUUUAUCUCUUCCUCACCAUGAUCAUCGUCUUUCAGGUCCUGAUACCCAUCUCCCUUUUUGUGUCAAUUGAAAUUGUCAAGAUCUGCCAAGUGUACUUCAUCCAUCAGGAUAUGGAUCUGUACGACGAGGAGACAGACUCCCACCUCCAGUGCAGAGCACUUAAUAUCACAGAGGAUCUGGGCCAGAUGCAGUAUAUCUUCUCUGACAAGACAGGAACGCUGACGGAAAAUAAGAUGGUGUUCCGGCGCUGCACUGUGGCAGGGGUGGAGUAUUCCCAUGAUGCCAACGCUCGAAGACUUGCCAUGUACCAGGAAAUGGACUCGGAGGAGGAAGAGUGCAUGUCUCACGGUGGCACCCUCCCCAGGCGGGACAGCGUGACCAGUCACCAGAGCGCCCGCGUGGUGCUGCGGUCCCAGAGUACCAAGUCCCACCGCAGGACAGGCAGCAGGGCGGAGGCCAAGAGAGCCAGCAUCCUGUCCAAGCACACGGCCUUCAGCAGCCCCAUGGAGAAAGACAUCACCCCCGACCCCAAGCUCCUGGACAAAGUCAAUGACUGCAGCAGUCAGAUGGACUUCAUGCGCUUCCACAGCCAGCCCAUCUCCCAGCUGCCCUCUGACCUCUCAGACAUCAUCGAUUUCUUCAUUGCUCUCACAAUCUGCAACACGGUGGUCGUGUCCUCCCCCAACCAGCCAAGACACAAGGUCAGGAUGAGGUUCGAGCUAAAGUCUCCAGUGAAGACCAUCGAGGACUUCAUCAAACGCUUCACCCCCAGCCGACUGACCUCCGGCUCCAACAGCAGCAGCUCCUCCAGUCUCAUCACCAACCGAUCCUCCAAUAAGGGCUGCUCCAGCCUGCUGUCCUCGCCCUCGGCAGAGAGCACGCUCACCAAGCUGCACGAGGAGCAGCCCUCGGGAGGUUUGGAGCAGGAUUUCAGCCCCAUCCCGCCGUCCUACGAUGGAAAAGCCUCCUGGAACCUCGAGGAAGGAGAGCUGCGCUACGAGGCAGAGUCGCCCGACGAGGCCGCUCUGGUCUACGCUGCCCGGGCCUACAAGUGCUCCCUGGUCGGACGCCUCCCCGACCAGGUGAUCGUGGAGCUGCCUCACCUGGGGAAGCUGAGCUUCGAGCUGCUGCACACGCUCGGCUUCGACUCCACCAGGAAACGCAUGUCCGUGGUGGUUCGACACCCUCUGACAGAUCAGAUCACCGUCUACACUAAAGGAGCAGACUCUGUCAUCAUGGAUCUCAUCAAACCCCCCGACACAGGAAACUCCAAAGGGAAACGUCAGAAAAAGAUUGUCUGCAGGACCCAGCACUACCUGAAUCUGUACGCUGCAGAUGGACUUCGCACGCUGUGCAUAGCAAAAAAGAUUCUCAGCAAAGAGGAGUACGCCUGCUGGCUGCAGCGGCACUUGGCGGCUGAAACGGCCAUUCAGGGAAGGGAGGAGCUGCUCUUUGAGUCGGCCCUGCGGCUGGAGACGAACCUCCAUCUUCUGGGAGCGACGGGCAUUGAGGAUCGGCUGCAGGAUGGUGUGCCUGAAACUAUAGCUUCCCUGCGGAAGGCGGGCCUGCAGAUAUGGGUGCUGACGGGGGAUAAACAGGAAACUGCUGUGAACAUCGCGUACGCGUGCAAGCUGCUGGACCCCGAGGAGGAGCUCCUGACACUGAACGCUGACUCUCAGGAGGCGUGCGCGCUGCUGCUGGAGGAGAGUUUACACUACAUCCAGGCCAAAUUCCUCUGCAGCCCUUCAGGCCCAACCACCAAGACCUUCAACACUAACUUCUCGCCCUUUGACAUCUACUCCUCUUCAUCUCCGUCCUCCCAAUCCACUCCCUUCCUGGUGCACCGGCUGGGCCUGGUGAUAGACGGGCGGACCUUGGCCUACGCCCUGGAUAAGAGUUUGGAGGAUAAGUUUCUGGCCGUCGCGCGGAGUUGCCGUUCUGUCCUCUGCUGCCGGUCCACGCCGCUGCAGAAGAGCAUGGUGGUCAAACUGGUGCGGAACAAGCUGAAGGUCAUGACUCUGGCCAUAGGAGAUGGGGCCAAUGACGUCAGCAUGAUCCAGGUCGCAGACGUGGGUGUGGGGAUCUCAGGACAGGAAGGCAUGCAGGCAGUGAUGGCAAGCGAUUUUGCCCUCCCACGUUUCCGGUAUCUCCAGAAGCUCCUGCUGGUACACGGGCACUGGUGCUACUCCCGCCUGGCUAACAUGAUCCUGUAUUUCUUCUACAAGAAUGCAAUGUUUGUGGCGCUCAUCUUCUGGUAUCAGUUCUACUGUGGCUUCUCAGGUUCAGCCAUGAUUGACCAGUGGUAUCUCAUCUUCUUCAACCUGAUGUUCUCUGCUUUCCCACAACUCAUUACGGGCACUCUGGACAAAGACGUGUCAGCAGAGACUCUCCAACAACUACCUCAGCUCUACGUGAACGGCCAAAACUCCGAGGAAUAUAAGCCAUAUAUGUUCUGGAUGAACAUGAUUGAUGCCUUCUACCAAAGUCUCGUCUGCUUCUUCAUUCCUUACUUUGCCUAUGCUGACUCUGACGUAGACCUGUUUACAUGGGGAACUCCCAUCACCACCCUCGCCUUAUUCACUAUUCUGCUACAUUUGGGCACCGAGACCAAAACAUGGACGUGGAUGAACUGGAUGUCGAUCGCCUUCAGUAUCGCCUUAUUCUUCACCGUGGCGCUGUGCUACAACGCCUCCUGUCCCGCCUGCUACUCGCCUUCCAACCCCUACUGGACCAUGCAGAGGCUGCUGCAGGAGCCCCUCUUCUACCUGCUGUGCUUCAUCACGCCUAUCGCUGCGCUGCUGCCUCGAUUUUUCUACAGGGCGUGUCAAGGCACGCUGUUCCCGAGCCCAGUCCAACUUGGAAGGCAGUUGGAUAAACUCCCCGCUGACAUCCGCAGGAACAUCCUCAGCCUGAGUCGGGUCAAGGUGGGGUCGCCGCUCUGCCCCAAGCUUCCCUUCCUGUCCCUCGCUAAGGCUUCGCCUAAAGGUUACAAUAAAAAGGACCGGAGGAGCGUCUCUGGCUCUAAACAGGGGCCUCUAUUACAAACAGAUGAAGCAAAGAGAAGCCCGCUGCAGCCCACAGACAGCGAUAUGCACCUUUCAGAUCUCUAUACACCAGCUCCGUCAGAAGUAGACACCCUUCCCUACACCAAAGACAACCCUGCCCCGUCAGGGGAGCUGCAGACUUCUUCCGCCGCAGACUCGGAGCAUCUCGAUAAGACUAUAGAGCCGUCAGAUGUGAAUCUGUCCAGCUGUGUCACCUCCACACCUCUGCCCGCUCAGGCAGACGGCGUGCAGCUGAGCAUGCCCCCCGACGGAGCCUCGCAGUGCGUCAGAUACACGAGGAACUCAGAGGAAAGACUCAAAUCUGAGCACGCCGUCAGUCCGGCACACAGGACAGAGCCGCCGACAGAACGGCCGCUGCAGGCCGCCUCCUUCAGUCUUAACUAGAAAUCCAAUUGCACAAUAGUUUUGUUUUUUUAAAGAUCUAAAUAUAUUUUUCAAGCAGAUUCUUUUAUGAAACAUGCAAAGAGGUACUUUAUAUUUUGGAUGUAAAUCUAAAGCAGAGAUAUUUUUGCCUUUUGGGAGAUUUAUUUGUCUGAUACUGGGAAACUUAAAGUUCACACAGAAACAUCUCAGUACUCCGUCAGGUCUUAAUGAAAAGAAGAGCAGAGAGAUUCCACCGUGAUAUGGUACCCAGUUCGUUCUUUCAGCUUGGCCUGUAAAUGCACCAAGACCUGGAUCGGAGGCGCCCGUGGCCUCGAAUCGGUGCUGAUGAGGAAAGAAGUUCCCGUACUUUACUUAUACUUUACGUCCACGCAGAAGCAUAUUUCUGUGAGGACUUCCAUGCAGAUGAUACCAAAGGUUUAUAUUCACGUGCAGCAAGUUGUGGAGCUGGCUCGGUGCACAUUUUCUUCUUGUUGCUGGAUCGGGAAACAUAGAAGUCUGUUUCUAGCUGUUCUCUUGCACAGUAAAUUCUUCUGAAUAAUAAUUAUUAGAGCUGUUGGCUGUAAAGUUAUUUGUGCAUUAUGAUCAAGAAAUCGUCAUUUCAGUCUUUAUGCACUAAGAAUCCACCAGGAAUUAUGCUCUGUGUGUGUGUGUGUUUGUUUCUAUGAGGUUAAGACUUGGUUUGAAAUGGUUAGCGUUAGGAUUAUGUUCAGAUUAGGGUUGGGGUUAGACGUUUAGCUGGGCCGUGGAAUACGCUACGUCCUCGCAAAAGCAAAACUUUUAUAUACGUGUGUGUGUGUUUGUGUGUGUUUAUCCAACAACUCAUUGGAUCUCUUUUAAGAGCCAGUUCCACAUAAAUGUAGAUUUGGUAACUGUUGCCAAGAGUUGAGGUCAAUUCGGUUUCCAUGACUGUCUGUCAAAUAUGAAGCUAAAGUCGGAGGCGUUAUUUUCUAAAAAUAAAUAAAUAAAUAAGAAUAAUUUUAAAAACCUGCUUUGCAGCAUCUCUAAAGCUCAUUAAUUAACAUUUCAUAACAUCUCCUUUGUUUCAUUUCUGUAAUCACCAUAUCAUAAAGAUGAUGUAUGUAUCAGUUGGUUGACAUUUCACAUUGCUAGCGGUUAGCUGCUUCUGUCUUCACCUUCAUGUACUGAACCCGUCACUUGUCCGAACGGCGCUACACCAAGCAUCCAGCAACAAGUCAGCCUCCACCCGAGUGGAAACCCUCCUCUGUGUGUCUGUGCAGAUGUUUUGCAGAUGUCCUCUCAUCUGCAUCCUUUACAGUUUUACUAGGAAGCACUUUAAAAGCCUCAUUUUGCUUUUAGCUUUUCAGUUUUUAAACACCAUGUUUACAGUGGUGGAUAUUUUUACUUUAAGCUGUUUCUCUCUGCUCUUCGACUUUAUACACAGCUAAGCUAACUCUAUCAUAAGAAGCAGGAUUUUUGCUACCAUAAGCUUUUUUUGUCUUGUUUUUUUUUUAGUCUGACUCUUAUCAUGUUUGAUCUUUGGCCCUGUGCGAGUAACAGAGUAGCAUUUAACUAAAUGCAAUCUUAAAACUGGAAUUAUUCUGACAAAGAUUUAUAUCUUCAUAAGCAACGACCGGUACUCAGGAGGUCUUGGCCUGUGCAAAUGGCCUGACUCCAAAUGAUAUCUGAUGGGCUGUGUGGCUUCAGCUUAAUAUUUAACACAAACAUGAGAGAGAAGGAUCAAAUUUCUUUUGUUUGUGAGGAAAAGCCAGUUGGAAGGAGCUUAUUUCACACAGAGUAGAAACUGGGCGAUUGAUUCCCAGAAUAAGAAAAAGGGGCAUUAUUUUGAACUUUUACUCAUGAAAAGCUAGGCUAAUGCUAAUGAGUGAAAUAAUAAAUACAUGAAGCUGAGCGUAACAGAGGCACCGCUUAGUCUGUGCAAGUCCCCUUUUUUCCAUUUAUGUCAUGUGUUUAGUUUAUCUGAAGCCCGUCUGAUUUUAUUUUUUCUACAGCUGUAAACCAAAUCCUCGGGGCUCAGUCUGUCCCAGAUCUUAAAGAGACGGCUUUAAGUUUGCACUUUGAAAGCUUUGAGGUGCUGAGUGUCGUCGGUGCUGCUGGGAGAGCUGGAGCUUUGCACCCCUCUUACCUUUGCAGACACAGUUUGUGGUUGAGCAUUUAAAGCAGCAGCACCUUUUUAACAUUUUCUGAAGGGCGUGUCUCAUUCCAGGAUGUUUUUGUAAAGAGUUCAACUUUUGGCAAAGGUCAUCUAUAUAUUCUACGUGCCUUAACACUGGAUAAGAAAUGAAAAAUGUGCUCGUGAUGCUGAUUCUGUUUGUUUAAUGAUGACGGAGCAUAUAUUCGGAGGCUGCAGGCUCUGUGGUUUCUCUCCUGUCCUUUUGCACAUGGUGCUUGUUCCUUUGGCAUGCUGUUGUCUGCAGUCUGUUCACUUUGUUUCAGAGGUUCUGUCAUUUGAGGUGUUGCACUUUGUGUGCCAGGCUGAAGCUUGAGCGUUUCUGCGAUCCUACACACACACUGUCACACAGCGUAUCUGAGCAUAUUCGAUAUUUUUCUCUUUAUUUUUCUUUUGGUUGCUGCAUCGGCCGAAUGUGAGCUUCACUGUUUGAAUGGUUUCACUCUCAAUGCUGAUCAGCCACAGCAUUAAAACUUUUUUUUUUUAAACCACAAUUAUUUUGAACCACAGUAGUUUUUGAAAAGUCAAUGAGACAUUAAGCCGUCAUGUUAAAUAGCUGCCAGGUUCAUGGGAUGUGAGAUGGGUUAUUGUUGACCGAGACCAGAAAAACAGCGAGUCGCUCCACUUUUAAAGCGAUCACUAAAUUAAUUUAGGAAGACAUCGAAGCGUUCAAGGUGUUAAACUCUGCCACUGGCAGCCGGUGAAGCCAUGCUUCUACCAAUCAGAUCUGCUUUUUAUGUUGUGGCUGAUCAGUAUAUUGAAAGGUAUUGAUCAGAGAUUUUGGGUUAAACACUGAAAAGCUGCAGCCGGUCACCAACGUAGAAAAACUGUUUUAGGUUUUUAUUAAUAUUUCACAUUUUUAUCAGUUCUUUGGCCUUUGAGCAACUGGAAAUUUUCUGUACAUGGCUACUUUUGAACAAAAUAAAAAUGAUAAUAAAGAAUUUAUGUAUG
Molecule: messenger RNA, 9225 nt
Organism: Oreochromis aureus
Lineage: Eukaryota; Metazoa; Chordata; Actinopteri; Cichliformes; Cichlidae
Gene: atp10a
Product: ATPase phospholipid transporting 10A
Exons: 21
Coding region: 1623-6125 (1500 amino acids)
Biological process (GO): phospholipid translocation
Cellular component (GO): plasma membrane
Molecular function (GO): ATP binding; ATPase-coupled intramembrane lipid carrier activity; magnesium ion binding
Source: RefSeq, a predicted model, not a curated record